Messenger RNA from Anopheles stephensi (Asian malaria mosquito), 2438 nucleotides. RefSeq names its product elongation factor 1-gamma (gene eEF1gamma). The record is from RefSeq and is a predicted model, not a curated record. Lineage: Eukaryota; Metazoa; Arthropoda; Insecta; Diptera; Culicidae. Gene Ontology annotation, cellular component: cytoplasm; nucleus. The coding region runs from base 153 to 1439 and encodes 428 amino acids. The transcript has 2 exons. Gene Ontology annotation, biological process: translational elongation. Gene Ontology annotation, molecular function: translation elongation factor activity.
GCUCUAUGUACGAAACGUCGUUGCUUUCGACGGUGGCGACCUCCUUUUCAUUUCCGCCACCGACGGACACGUACUUGUGAAACACGCGAAUCAACUUAAUAUUGCUUAAAAGCGUGUAAAGUUGGUCGAAAUCUUCGGAAAACAACAUCAAAAUGGCCGGUACAUUGUACACAUACCCGGAGAAUUUCCGUGCUUUCAAAGUACUGAUUGCAGCUCAAUAUUCUGGCGUGCCGGUGAAGGUAGCCGCCGACUUCGUGUUCGGUGAAACGAACGCCAGUGAAUCGUUCCUGCAGAAGUUCCCCAGCGGCAAGGUGCCGGCGUACGAAACGAAGGAUGGGAAAUACUUGACGGAAAGCAAUGCGAUCGCUUACUACGUCGCCAACGAACAGCUGAGAGGUACGAACGAUUUCCAGCGUGCCGAGGUUCAAUCGUACCUGAGCUUCGCCGACAACGAGCUGCUGCCCGCUGUCCAGGGAUGGACGUUCCCGAUCAUUGGCAUCGUGCCGUACAACAAGAACAACGUCGAGCGGGCAAAGGAAGAGCUGCGCCGUGCGCUGACCGUCCUCAACAGCCGGCUGCUGAAGCAAACGUUCCUGGUCGGGGAGCGCAUCACGCUGGCCGACAUUGUGGUGUACGCCACCCUGCUACACGCCUACGAAUAUGUGCUCGAUCCCGCCUUCCGUACGCCGUUCGGUGCCGUUACGCGGUGGUUCACAACCGUCAUGAACCAGCCGCAGGUCGUGGCCGUCGUCCAGCCGCCAACGCUCUGCGCCAAGGUCGCGCAAGCCGACCCAAAGAAGUACGCCGAAUUUCAGGCGAAGGUAAGCGGAGGAAAUGCCACUGCCACCGAGAAGAAGAAGGAAAAGAAGGAGAAGAAACCGGCACCGGAAAAGGCUGCUGAGCCGGCCGCCGAACUGCCGGAUGCUGCGGACGAACUGAUUGCCGCCGAACCGAAACAGAACGAUCCGUUCGAAACGCUGCCGAAGGGUACGUUCAACUUCGACGACUUCAAGCGGUUCUACUCGAACGAGGAGGAGGCGAAAUCGAUCCCCUACUUCUGGACCAAGUUCGACCCGGCCAACUAUUCGAUCUGGUACGGCGAAUACAAAUACCCCGAGGAGCUGACGAAGGUGUUCAUGAGCUGCAAUCUGAUCACCGGCAUGUUCCAGCGUUUGGACAAAAUGCGCAAGCAAAGCUUCGCCUCCGUCUGCCUGUUCGGUGAGGACAACAACAGUACAAUUUCCGGCGUGUGGGUUUGGCGCGGCCAGGACCUGGCGUUCAAGCUGUCGCCCGACUGGCAGGUCGACUACGAGGUGUACGACUGGAAGAAGCUAGACCCGGCAUCGGAAGAAACGAAACAGCUGGUUGCACAAUACUUCUCCUGGAGCGGUACCGACAAGAAUGGGCGCAAAUUCAAUCAGGGCAAAAUUUUCAAGUAAACCCCCCCUUUCCAAUAAUAUCCCCCUGUCUGUCUCGCAGUGAAAGGUGAGAGAUCCUUUCCGUGCUGUUUGCAGCCCCGUCGGCUUUGUUUCUUCCUUGCGUGUGUAUGUGUUUGUGUGGAUGUGCAGCUGCAAUCAAUAUACUAAUGGCAGAGGAGAUGUAAUGCAACACAACUAUCAAUCUGUUAUGAAUUCUGUAUAACGACGAACCCAAUAAUGCUCUGUUAGCAAUUCUCGUCCAAGUUCGGCUGUGGCCUAGCCUUCCCAACAAGUCAGGAGGGGGUCACAGCUGCCGAGGGAGCCAUCAAUCAAGAAGCAUUCAAACAAUUGUUCUUUUUCCACCAAGAGCCGCGAAAGCAAACAACUGCAGUGUGAAUGAAGAAUGAAAUUAAAUCGUACCUUUUUUUAAAUACCUUACAAAAACAUCUUUUUUGUCCACGGGCUAUAACCCCAAUCGCACCUCCUUAUACCAUCAUCUUUGAAAUGCGUCCCGGGCUUCGUAUUCAGUCUUAUUGAAUCAAAAUAAAGUGAUCACAAUACAGAGAUGGAACAAUAAACUUAUUUCUAAAUAUAAAAAGAUGCAGCGAAAUCGAUGCUUCUCUUUGGUGCCGUGCCUCCUGCAAGUUAUGUUUAGUGGAAUUUAAAUUUGAACAAGCCAUUUGCCUGCUAGAGGAUCUGUUAAGAAGAGUGUUGCACAGAAGUGGCCCGUAUGGCCUCCCGUUCCCGUUUAGGUUGCUCGGAAUGCUAGUCAUUCCCCCUUUUCGUACCCAUAAUUCAUCAUAUUCAUUCCCCACACUCAGCUGCACAGCAUUUAUCAAAAUUCAAGCAUUUAUCAAAUCGCAACGCGCGCGCAAUGGUACUUAUCUUAAUCUGUGAGGGAAACGAAUGCAAACGCGCACCAUAAUUAUCGAACAUCCAGCAUCCGAGUGGGUGAGUUGGCAAAACGAACAAAUACUCUCCAAUUACAACUUGUUAGGAAAUAAAACACGAAACAAAAUA